Messenger RNA from Peronospora farinosa, 423 nucleotides. NCBI's taxonomy places the organism in Eukaryota, Oomycota, Peronosporomycetes, Peronosporales, Peronosporaceae. The record is from the annotation of a GenBank genome assembly.
AUGGACGAUGACGCGAAUAUUUCGGUCGUAAUUUCCUACACCAUCAUGUUUGAGAAGUUCAAAGCAGCAAAACCUGAGCUUUUCACGGGUGACAUCCCAUUAAAAGCUGCCAAUGCGGCUGCCAUUGCUGCUAGAGUUUGGGAGGCGACGAUACCCGGAUUGGCAAAUAAAAUUGAGAAGCGGGUGGGCAAAACAUGGCUUAAACAAUUUAAAGAAGACAAGAAAUUGGGAUUGAAAGAGCUCUCCCUGUUGGUUGAAGAAAAGGUUGAUUAUGACCUCAUUGAAGAAUUUCUACAGUAUUAUGAGAUGCCUAGAAUGGCCAUUUUUGUGUACAAACAGCUUGUUUCUGAUUACAAGGAGGGUCAUCUCUUACAAAAAAAAUCUUUAAUGGAUAACCCCCCUUAUAGGAUGCAAAAUGUGUAA